This is a messenger RNA of Parathielavia appendiculata, 781 nucleotides long. RefSeq lists its product as uncharacterized. The transcript is spliced from 3 exons. The coding region runs from base 52 to 357 and encodes 101 amino acids. The record is from RefSeq and is a predicted model, not a curated record. NCBI's taxonomy places the organism in Eukaryota, Fungi, Ascomycota, Sordariomycetes, Sordariales, Chaetomiaceae.
CCUGCACCGGCGCCCAACGACAGCUUGCAGGAAGAGCAACAGCUGGAAGACAUGCUUGACCGUUUAGACCAGCUGCAGUUAAGGCAGCUUCGCUCGGCGCUUCCGCGCAUGUUGGAGCCCGUGAUGAAACCCAAUCAUCCAACUCCCGAGGUGAUGAUGGCGUCCUUCCUGCAGGCCGUUGACAAAACCAACAAGGACAUUGCAAGUUUCCAGGAGGCUCAUCUCCGCCUGCAGGCUGACGGGGUCUUCCCCAGAGCGCGUGCCAGUCAGAAGAAUUCCAAAGGCCUCAAGCAUUGGCGUGCAAGUGAACACCCGGAUUGGGCCAACCCAGACCGAAAGCGGUCCCAAAUCUCCUGAGCAGGAUUUGUCUACAUAGCUAUUGUAUCUUGGGAUUUAGAAUACCAGGCGUUUUGGAGUUUGUCGGCAAGGAACUACUUAGGUCAUUAGGGUGAGGGAAACAUUCGAUUGGGAACCUAUGCGUAAGAGGGGGAUUUAGAAAGCUAGGUACGAAUGAUCAUCAACUCUCUUUUGGUACACACCGAGACAUUCAUCCCUCUCUCUGGAUCAGGUCCGACGAUGUUUCGGCCAAAAAGGGAGCAUCUGCAACCAGAAACGCAGCCGGUCCCGGGAUGAAGUAAGCGGCACCCGCCAGCUGUGGGGGCAGGCUGCCAGGUGUCAGCCUUCUUGUCGGCAGAGUGGGGCACCACUCAACGCCCACACAGAAAUUUCCAAGCUAGAUCUCAAAAUUCAACCACCUCGCACACCGUGAUUGAGUCGACGG